This is a messenger RNA of Sinocyclocheilus grahami, 1858 nucleotides long. RefSeq names its product phospholipid phosphatase-related protein type 5-like. Gene Ontology annotation, biological process: phospholipid dephosphorylation; phospholipid metabolic process; signal transduction. Lineage: Eukaryota; Metazoa; Chordata; Actinopteri; Cypriniformes; Cyprinidae. The transcript is spliced from 5 exons. Gene Ontology annotation, molecular function: phosphatidate phosphatase activity. The coding region runs from base 253 to 1191 and encodes 312 amino acids. The record is from RefSeq and is a predicted model, not a curated record. Gene Ontology annotation, cellular component: plasma membrane.
CACACACAUUCCAAAUGUCACUUGUGCGCAGGCGGACACACACACGCGCAGCUGAGCCCAUUUGUGUCCGCUCAGGCUCCAAUUCACGCUGACUCUCCCCGCUGACUCUCGCCGCACCGGUCCCCGUUUUCCACUCUCCUGUCGCUCGCUCUGUGCGGCUUUCCUCGCGGAACAGCAUGUAACACUCUCAGUAUCACGACGCCGGAGUGGCUGUGGCAGAGUGUCCUCUUCUCUGGUUGUAAAGCGUGGAUCAUGUUUUAUUUUCAGCUGGUGAUCAUGGCAGGCACCGUUCUCCUGGCGUACUACUUCGAAUACACGGACACCUUUCCAGUGCACAUCCAGGGGUUCUUCUGCUUCGACAAGGCGUUCUCCAAACCUUACCCUGGACCGGAUGAGAGCAGUAACGUACCGCCGGUGCUCGUGUACUCUCUGGUAGCUGCUAUUCCCACUAUAACCAUUCUGGCUGGCGAGGUGAUGGUGUUUUUCAUGAGGUCGGAGGGCAUGCUGGAGAAGACCAUAGUCACAGCCGACUGCUGUUACUUCAACCCUCUGCUGAGACGCAUCGUACGCUUCCUAGGUGUCUAUACCUUCGGCGUGUUCACCACCACCAUCUUUGCCAGUGCCGGACAGGUAGUAACAGGAAACCAGACGCCUCACUUCCUAUCAGCGUGCAGACCAAACUACACAGCACUGGGCUGCCAUUCCAACCUACAGUACAUCACAGAGCGCAAAGCCUGUACAGGAAACCCCCUCAUAGUAGCAUCUGCACGGAAAUCCUUUCCCUCCAAAGAUGCGGCCCUUAGUGUUUUUUCUGCAGUCUAUACAGUAAUGUACGUGACGUUGGUGUUUAGGACUAAAGGGACACGUCUGACCAAACCCACACUCAGUCUGACUCUGCUGUGUCUGGCCAUGCUGGUGGGUGUGGUCAGAGUGGCUGAAUACCGCAACCACUGGGCCGACGUCCUCGCUGGAUACUUCACUGGCGGAGCCAUCGCUGUCUUUCUGGUGACGUGUGUGAUCAACAGCUUCCAGCAGACAAAGCCCCCACCCAUGCCGGUGCGACCCCAGCGUCCUGAGUCUGUCCUGGGCAUGCCCAUGGUGGCGCUGCCCUGUGUAGAGAGUCCACUUGAAAAGUUAAGUGGCACUCAGGUAAGGGGUGGGAGUGGGUUAGUGGCAGGGCUGCACACAUAAGGGGGAUGGAUUAUGCCCCACCCUUUCCUUCUCUGUUUGGCCCAGUGGACCCUAAUGUGACUCCCAAGACCCACCCGGCCCCCCUUCUCCCUUUACUAGCAUGUCCAACCUGCACAACCCAAACACCAACCACAGCACCCUGCAAAACCCACUGAUGCUCUGGAGGAUUGAUCGGCUCCUUGCUUAUCCUGAAGAGACGUUAUAUUACUUUUAUAAUAGAGUAACUGAGAAGCAGCUGAAUGUUUAGGGCCAUUAACUCACUGAUCCCGCAAUGGGUUGAUGGGAAUUUAACAUCUUUAGAGCAGAUGUACCUUUACGACAAAGAAAAUGGACUGUGUAGCAUGUGGAACUUCAAAGACGGAAGGCCAUUAGAUGGUUUAUUCUGGGAAAAAUGACCACAGUGUGAGUUUCCCUUCGUAGGCCACCCUCAUCCUCCUCACUUUUGAAACUACUUUGCUGCCUUUUCCUCUCUUUGUCACCUUGACCAUACAGUCAUCCCUUUUCUCCCUCAGUCUUACAUUUUAUUUAGUGAUACACCGAAAUUUAGGCAACCAAAUAAAAGGGUUCACGGAGGGCUGAAAUCAUUGACCGAAACAGUGAUGUUUAGUGUCCGAUGUCACGUUUUGAUUGUCAACAUCUUUUUCGUGCAUACAACGUUAUGGAAGCC